AAGCAUUGUGGACAUGGUUGAAGGGUGGAGCUUCUAUAUUCUCCAGAACGUCCAUGAAGCUCCAGUCAGAGGGCGAGUCCGUCUCAUCCAAGCGUCUUCCAGGGCCCACCACGGCCCCACAAUCCAGCAACCCACCCCAUAACCCAACACCCCCUUGUGCACCAACAGAAAUCCACCGAAGCAGGACCUGAGACCUUCGGCAGUUCUAGUCUAGGGUCCUCACUGGGUUACAAGGACAAGCAUGGCCGACAAACUGGGACUGGCAGGUGUGGCGGACGAGCCCAGCACCCUGAACAUCUUCACUCUGCUGGAGAGGGUGUCUGGGAUCAUAGACAAUGUGCAGGCGUGCCAGCAACGCAUGGAGGAGAGGCAGCUGGAGCUGGAGAACACCGUGAAGACCAUCCAGGUGGACGUGGUGAAGUUGACGAAGGAGCACACGGCGACGAGUAGCACCGUGGAGAAACUUCUAGAGAAAACACGCAAGGUCAGCUGCCACGUCAAGGACGUUCGUGUACGGGUGGAGAAGCAGAACAUACGUGUCAAGAAAGUGGAGGAAACCCAAGUCGAGCUGCUGAACAAGAACAAGUUCCGUGUCGUCAUCUACCAGGGAGAUAAUAAGGUUCCAGCUGUACCUGCUUCUAAAGCAUCUCCGAAGGGAGCAACGGGCGGAGAUGCUUCUUUAGACCCUGAUGCCCCGGAGGCCCUGCUUCCAGACUCAGAUGAGGAAUACAUGGUGGUUGAGGAGGCAGAAUCAUCUACUGCUGCCAAACUAAAGAAGACCGGCCUGAAGGGCAUCGAAAGCCUGAAGCAGACCUUCUCCCGUGAGAACAUGACCAAGACCAAAGAGAAUCUGGGCACCAAGGUCAACAAGCUGGGUGAGCGCAUAGUAACGGCCGAACGGCGUGAGAAAAUCCGCCAGUCUGGCGAGCGUUUCAAGGAAACCAUCACGAAAACCGUGCCAGCAAAACUCAACCUGAAGAAGGAAAGGACGGUGGCUGAAGGUCGGGAAGGAGCAGAAGGGACCACGGAAGGAACGGCACCCGUCCCACCACCGAAGGGCCGCAAGGCCAGCCCUGGCGUGGCCUACACGGAGCCAACGGAGAAACAAGAAGGUCCAGAUGAGGGCAAGGGCGAGGAAUCAGAAGUGCCGAUGUAUGAUAUGAAGCAGCUUUCUUAAGCGGCAAGUCUUGACAGUCAGCUUUGGGAAAGACUCAUGUACAGAUAUGAAUUAGAUUAUGGAGAACUUGAAGGUGGAAAGAUUGGGAAGAUGAGAGAUCUUGCUUCCAAGUGUGUGGAUAAGUGGAUGGUUCAAACGACAACUGAAUGAACGAAUUAAGGAAGUUGUACAUUACAAAGAAUAUCCUAGUUUCUUUUUUUUUUUCUUGUUUACAUCUGUUAUGGACUAUGAAGGGUUAUAAACUGUGUUAAACUAUGUACUGAGAUGACUAGGCUAUGGUUUUUAAUAUAAAUUCAGCCAAAAAAAUGGUGCACUCAGUGAUUUUCUUUGUCUUUAUACUGCCACCUAUGGGAGUGGAUGCAGCAUCAUGAAAAAUCAAGGUAGCGUAGUAGAUCCACUACAUGUAGAGUAAAACAGAUUUUUUGAUGUCUAAAAAUUGUUGAGGAAAAAUGACUGAGUGCACCUUUUAUGGAUUGACAUUAUUUGUUAGGUGUGUGUACAAAUAUUUUUAAGAAAUUUCUUUGAAUAGCUGAAUUUACAAAUAAUUCGCAGAGAAGUAGAUUUUGGACUUUCUCUGGAGAACUUUAAAUAUAUUCUGGUGUCAACUGACAUCCAGCAUGUCAACAGUGGAUGAGUUAAGAAUUAAAUUUUUCAAUUUAGAUGUAGUGGUUUUUGGAAUAUGACUAAAUGUGCAGAAAAGACAUUUGUAAACAAUAUUUUUUUCUGUGCCUUUCUGUGUAAACUCUGAAAAACAACUUUUGCAGUCUAACCUUGGUGAUGAAACCACCAUUCAGUUGUAGUAUUUUUAAAUAAACAUAUUAACUCAAUCAGCUGGUUUCUGAAGAGUUUCUGGGAAAAAUGCAUUUAGUGUAUUAGUAAUCAAGACUGAUUAUAGAGCUUUGCAAUCAGUCUGAUUUUGAAGGAUCACAGUAGUAAAAGAAAGUGUUGCUGAAUGGCAAUUUUUUAUUUCCUAUUAUGCAGUUUUCCAAACUUUUUUAUUGGGGGAUGGAGAAAAUCAUCAACGUUUUAAUGAUAAAAAGCAUGGACUAGCACCAUGAGAUUGUCUUUACACUGUUUUAGUCACACUUUAAACUUUAUGAUAUGCAUGAAACGUGCAUGUGUGAAUAAAGAACAUUUCACUCAAGAACACUAGUUGUAAUGAAACAAUGAUGUUUCUUAUAUUUUAUUUUUCGUCAUAUAUACACAGUUUGGACACUGCUGCUAUAAUGUGAAUUAACAUAAAUGCAUUGCAAAAAUAGCAAUCCCAGAUAGACUACUAUAGGGGCAUUUCUGAAUAGUUCAAGGAAAACUGCUACAUUCAGCAGCAUGUUUGUGCAAAUCAUUGUGUAUAUUUAAACUCCAAUAAAAUCUCUUCCAUCUUAUGUGAAAAUUCAAGUGUGCAUCCAAUUUCAACACACUAAAGCAGAAUGGCAAAAUAAUAGUCACAAG
Molecule: messenger RNA, 2626 nt
Organism: Sinocyclocheilus rhinocerous
Lineage: Eukaryota; Metazoa; Chordata; Actinopteri; Cypriniformes; Cyprinidae
Product: muscle-related coiled-coil protein-like
Exons: 3
Coding region: 242-1177 (311 amino acids)
Biological process (GO): regulation of gene expression
Cellular component (GO): caveola; cytoplasm
Source: RefSeq, a predicted model, not a curated record